UGUGUUACAAAACUAUCAUCAUAAAUGAUGUUCAAGAAGUUAUUUUAGUAUCUCGCAAAAGAAGUGUCUGUUAUACUGUUCGUUAUAAUUAAGAACAUUUAAGUGUUCAUUCUUAAAAAUCUUGUUCUGUAGGGAAGAAAAUCGCUUUAAUUUCCAAAUGUACAACAGCGUUACAUUUCUUUGAAUAAUUAAGAUUUUUAAUGUCUUUUCUGCUCACCAAGACUGCAUUUAUUUGAUCAAAACUACAGUAAAACAGUGAAAUAUUAUUCUAGUGUAAAACAGCUGUGUUCUGUGUGAAUCUGUGUUAAAGUGUAAUGUAUUUCUGUGAUGCUCCGCUGUAUUUUCAGCAUCAUUCCUCCAGUCUUCAGUGUCACAUGAUCUUCAGAAAUCAGAAUAAUAUGAUGAUUUACUGCUCAAUAUUUCUGUGUGAUGCAUUUUAUUUUUCAGGAUUCACAGAUGAACAGAAAGUUCAGAAGAACAGCAUUUAUAUGAAAUAGAAAUCACAUUAGAAAUAUCUUUACUCUCAUUUUUGAUCAGUUUAAUGUGUCCUUGAUUAAUAGAAGUCUUAAUUUCUUAAAAAUAAAAAAGCUGUGAUAUUUUUGAAAUUCACAAUAAAUUAACAUUUAUAAAAUCACAUAAUCCAAUUUUACUUUUUUCAGAAUACAUUUAAAGAGAAUCUGUAAUAAAAAUGUGCAAUUGUUAAACGUCAUAAUAGACAAAAAGUGUAAUCAGUCUUUUUUUUCUUGAUUUUGUGGUCAAAUCUGUCAUAAACAUGCUGUUUUAUGAAGUUGGUAACACAGUUUUGCUCAGCAGAGUCGUAGCCUCCAGCAGCCUUCAUCAUGCCGUGCUUCAUCAUCCUGGUCUUCCUCCUGAUACGGUGCUUCAUCUUCACGAGCAGCAGCUGUCAGAGCGACAGGAACCAGGAUCAUCGACCGCGUGUCAGCUGUGUGGGUCAGGGACUGACCGCUGUUCCCCAGGGCAUCCACACAGACACACAGGUCCUGGUCCUCACUGGAAACCAGUUCACUUCUCUGUCCUGGUCCAUGUAUUCUGGAUUCACAGAGCUGCACGAGCUGGACCUGAGCCACAAUCACAUCAGCACACUGGAGCCGCCGGGUCCAGUGCUGGAGAAGCUGAGCGUCUUGCGUUUGUCUGGUAACAUGUUAACUGGUUUGGGAGGACUGGUGUUCCGCUGCGCUCCCAGUCUGAUGGAGAUCUACUUAGACAGGAACCAGAUUCGUUCCCUUCACGACGGCACCUUCAGUGACCUGCCGCGUCUGGAGGUCAUUAAUCUGUCUCAGAACAAGCUUCCUGUGCUCCCUCCUCGUCUCCUGGAGCGCGUGUCCUCCAGCGGCCUGAAGACCUUCGACCUGGAGAAUAACAGCGUCUCGCUGAUGCCCGAUGGGUUCUUCUCGUCCAAACCUGAGCUUCCUUAUGUUUACCUGACCCACAAUCCCUGGCUCUGCAGCUGUGCUGUCGGAUACCUCCACAGCUUCCUGAACGACCAGGAACACAACAUCUACAUGCACGAGGGACCGAACGACAUCAUCCCUGCCGCCGACUCCGUGCUGUGUUCUGGACCUCCUCACCUGCUCAGACGACCCAUCAUUGAGCUGGAGGAGAGCGACUUCUGUCCACCAGAUAUAACCUUUCCUAACAUCUACAUCAGAGGAGACGUGGAUCUCAGACACACUCCGGUUCUUCCAGAACAACCAGAUAUCAGUUACACUUCCAGAUACACUUCUGAACGUCCAGAUACUGGAUCCCCUUCUCAUCUUCCAACAAUCUCUGUAAAACCAAUUUCCAGCACUCAAGCACUGAUUGCUCCCUAUCUCACCACUAUACACACCCACCUGCACGAUUCCACCAAAUCCUGGACCUCUAUCGAAACAUACUGGGUCACUGAGACCUGGACCGAAAUCUGGUAUAAAAUCUGGACGGAGUAUGUUAUCUGGACUCCAAUACCCAAUACAUUUGUUCCCUCUCAAAACACCGCAGAACCAACCACCUGGAGAACCGACACAUCCCAACCCACAACCAAUGAGCUGCCAACCACUGCUCCAAUGAUUACCACUGGCCAACCGGAACCACACACACUCACAUUCACCACCAACUUCAGACCAAUUACUGACCAAUCCCAACCUCAAAGUACCGCCCAACCAGAACCGGCCAUGAUCACGGUCCAGACCAGCAGACGGGUCAUUCGUCCACACUGGACCGAGGCUCAGGAAGUGUCUGGACGUUUGCUGCCCUGGUGCUGGUGGCUGUUUGCUGGUUUUCUGUUGCUGUGUGUACUUUCUGCUCUCACUUCCUGUGUCCUGUUCCUUUGGCUCCUCAGGAACCUGGUCAUCUACCGGCGACUCAAGCGUCACAUCUGGCCCUCACGGGUCACCCUGCGGGCGUACAGACGCACCCUAAACACACCGCUCGGAUCGGAGAAUGAGGCUGAGAGCGUCAGCUUUUUACCCCGAGAGCAGAUCAGAGACGCUCAAGCCGUGUUCCGGAGCGUCCUCUUCAUCUCCAGAGACGAGCAGAUGACGGAGACCGAAGACGUCUCUUCUGUAACAGAGCUGGCGAGAGAUAAGGAGGUGUUCAGGAAGACGCUGUACAGAGAGAUGAGCACAGAACAGGAAGCAGGCGGCUGGAUGGAGGAAGUGGAGCGCUGGGGGAACGCACGCUACAGCUUGAUCCUAAGGGAGGAGCGAGGGCCUCAGAGAGAGAGGAAGUGGCUGGUUGGGGAGUGGGAGAUGGGCGGUGGGGGCGUGGCCUGUGAGAGGCCCUGCUCUCUGAUUGGCCAGCCGUCCACAGUCGCUCUGGAGUGAAGCGCUUCGGUCUCGACCAUCACUUCAGAACUUUCUAGUAUUACAAGCUGGUUCAAGUGAAGUAAUAAAAAGUUCUUGCUCUUCUCAGCUAGAAACAAUGGAAGUGAUUCUCUGUAUUUCACUAACUAUAGGUAACCUACAGCUACAUGUCAACUAACACAUUUAUAUAGCGCUUUUCUGGGUACUCAAAGUGUUUAAUAUUGUGAGCGAGGAUCCCCUCAACCACCACCAGAAUGUCUAAAUGGAAAUGUUUAAAUAAAGUUUUAACAAUGGAA
This is a messenger RNA of Carassius gibelio (silver crucian carp), 3097 nucleotides long. RefSeq names its product platelet glycoprotein Ib alpha chain. The coding region runs from base 840 to 2822 and encodes 660 amino acids. The transcript is spliced from 2 exons. The record is from RefSeq and is a predicted model, not a curated record. Lineage: Eukaryota; Metazoa; Chordata; Actinopteri; Cypriniformes; Cyprinidae. Gene Ontology annotation, molecular function: protein binding.